AAAGCCCUGCGCGCAUCCGACGAGUCACUCGCGUCCAGACACCGGAGAGAUCGCGCCGGGGAAUCCCCGUAACGACACCGAGCCGAGGCUGGUUAGAUGGCCGGUUCCGUCAGCACGCGCUCGGUAUAAGCCUGGAGUGAUCUGCACUCAUGAGCUGCGCGGUGCGCUCGGAGACUUCCGUCGCUUUCUCUUUAGGCUUUGAUGUGUCCGAGAGUUUCCCCGGAGCUCCGUGACUAAAGGAUUGUAUUCUUUGCGCUUUCUCCGACUGCAGGUGGUCACGAGUGUGACGUCAUGCACUGACAGCGCUGCGCGCGAGGCGAUGACGGGACCUGCUGCCGGUUCAAGAUGGACGGAGGAGAUGUCUCACCUGAAACGCUCCUGCAUGUCUACAGGUGGGAGCUGUGCUGACCGGGACGUCCCCUCCGUGAUGACCAGGAAGCAGUCAGAAGAGCUGGACCUGCUGGACUAUGACUUUAUCCUGUCGAACUGCAUGCUUCAGCAGCAAGAAGAAGAGGAGGAGAGAACCGUGUCCUACUCCUAUCAGAUGCCGUCUCCUCAGGGACAGGACUCCAGCCUGCUCUACAACAUCCCCGACAUCAGCGACGUGUCUCCCUCGGGGGGGUUUGUGGCUGAACUGAUGAGGCCUGAGCUGGAUCCUGCGUAUCUUCAGCCCACGAGCCUCCACGGAAAGUUUGUGGUGAAGACCACCAUGGAGAUGACUGACUACAGUAAGGGAGGCUCGGAGCCGUUUGCUUGUCCUGGGAUCAAACAGGAGCAUCCCAGCACCUGCACCAUCAGCCGACCCACGGAUCUCCACCUGGGACUGAACUCACGGAGAGCGCUGAUGGAGACGCACAGCUUCAGUGUGUCCCGAGAGGUCAUGGGUCCCAGCCGCUCGUGCACAUCCUCUCUGUCUCCAGACGAACAUCCUCAGACUCCUGUGAUCUCUGUGGCUCCGGGAUAUCAGCCCUCGCCCGGAUACUCACGCUUUCCUCCGUCAGGGCAGUACCAGGAGCUGAUGUCUCCAGCCGAGUGUUUGUCUGAAGAGUCCAAGCCCAAGCGUGGCCGGCGCUCCUGGCCGAGGAAGAGGACAGCCACACACACCUGUUAUUACACCGGAUGUGGAAAAACAUACACCAAGAGCUCGCAUCUCAAAGCCCACCACAGGACACACACAGGAGAGAAGCCGUAUCACUGUGACUGGGAGGGAUGUGGCUGGAAGUUUGCCCGUUCGGACGAGCUCACCAGACACUACCGGAAGCACACGGGCCAUCGGCCGUUUCAGUGCCAGAAGUGCGACCGAGCCUUCUCCCGGUCCGACCACCUCGCGCUGCACAUGAAACGACAUCUAUAACGAGACUGGAAGACCCCGAACAGUGAAGACCCCAGUGGACUAGUGAAGCACGUGUUGCCUUUGAUCAAGAGUCCGUGAACUAGAGCGGUGUCCUCCGCAGCAUCAGCAUCGGGACUUUUCCUGCUCUUUAGUUUAUUUUAUUCCCCUUUUUUGUCAUUGUCUUCCAACAUGCUGGUGAUUCCCUGUCCGUUUCCUGCACACUGGGACAAUACUGGAACGACAAAACUUGGAGAUGCCAAGAUGCCAAACACAAGACUGGAAAUAUAUGAAUAUCAGGGAUAAUAGAUGGACACAUGACAAUAUCUGUAUUAAAGAAGCCUUUGAUUCGGUCACAACACUGAUCCGUCUCAUGGGUCGGUUUCUUCUAAUAACUUCAGGUACAGAAUAAUAAUUUAUAAGUGUGUUAUACGACGGUGCUGAGUAUAGCCAGGUGUUCAGUGAGGUACCAAAGAUAAAGUGAUUUUGGGGUGAACGCAUGACCUCUCUCUGGUGAUGGACGUAUAAACUGCACUGUGUUCUGAGGUGCAAUCAUUUUGAUAUUAAAGCACUCAUAUUUUUAUAUAAGAAACAUUAACUCUGAACAAAGCUUUUUGUUUAAAGUCAGAUCCGUGUAAUAUAAUCUGAAGUUUUGUACAUUUGUAAAUACUUUUUUCAUUAAGGUUUUUGUAUUUUAUGUAUGAAUGCAAUCCAGUAAUAAAAAUAAAAAGUAUGCAAAUUGACUUUA
Messenger RNA from Carassius gibelio (silver crucian carp), 2078 nucleotides. RefSeq names its product Krueppel-like factor 4. Gene Ontology annotation, molecular function: DNA-binding transcription factor activity, RNA polymerase II-specific; RNA polymerase II cis-regulatory region sequence-specific DNA binding. Gene Ontology annotation, biological process: regulation of transcription by RNA polymerase II. The transcript has 4 exons. Lineage: Eukaryota; Metazoa; Chordata; Actinopteri; Cypriniformes; Cyprinidae. The coding region runs from base 320 to 1354 and encodes 344 amino acids. The record is from RefSeq and is a predicted model, not a curated record.